AUCUCUCUCACCACACAAAGAAAAUCAUAGAAAUCCCCAAUUCUCCGAAGGUUCUGUGAGGAUUUCAUUUCGUCUUUUAGGAAAUUAAUCACUCAUUUUGGGGCGAAGAAACUAACAACUGGUUCAAUCACUCCUCCAAAUUGAGUGUCUUUCUGAAAAUGGCGAUAAGAGCUUCUCCAGUUACUGGUUUAAGUUUGAUACCUACACCACCAUCUUCUUCUUCUUCGUCAAAUUCCUCCUCUAACCGGCUUGUUAUGCUAAGAAAACCUCUCAAAACAUCAUUCUUUAAUGGCGGUGUGGGAUCUUUAAGACUUUCAGUUCCAGCUUCCCGUCCCAACCGGUCCAGAUGUAGGGGAGCACUUGGUACCCAAAUGAAUCUUUUUGAUCGCUUUGCCAGAGUUGUCAAGUCAUAUGCAAAUUCAGUUCUUAGCUCAUUUGAAGAUCCUGAGAAGAUCUUAGAACAAACAGUGCUUGAAAUGAAUGAUGACUUGACAAAGAUGCGUCAGGCUACCGCACAGGUGUUAGCAUCUCAGAAGCGAUUGGAGAACAAAUACAAAGCUGCACAACAAGCUUCUGAAGAUUGGUAUCGUAGGGCACAACUUGCUCUCGAGAAAGGAGAUGAUAAUCUUGCUCGAGAAGCGCUGAAGAGGCGUAAAUCUUAUGCUGAUAAUGCAACUGCUUUGAAAACUCAGCUUGAUCAGCAGAAGAAUGUGGUCGAUAAUCUCGUCUCAAAUACCAAGCUUCUGGAAAGCAAAAUAAGUGAGGCAAGGGCAAAGAAAGAUACCCUCAAAGCACGUGCCCAGUCUGCAAAGACGGCAACUAAAGUGAGCGAAAUGUUGGGAAAUGUAAAUACAAGCAGUGCUCUUUCAGCUUUUGAGAAGAUGGAGGAAAAGGUGGAGGCGAUGGAAUCCCAAGCAGAUGCGCUUAAUCAGCUAACCACAGAUGACCUUGAAGGAAAGUUUGCGUACCUGGAGAGCUCAUCAGUAGAUGACGAUCUUGAGAACUUGAAGAAAGAAAUUUCAGGCGGCGCAAUAAAAAAGGAGCUUCCACCUGGUAGGUCAGCUGCCAGCAGCACUCCUUACCCUUAUAAAGACACAGAAAUUGAGAGAGAACUUAAUGAAUUGAGGAGAAAAGCGAGUGAGUACUGAAGACUUGGUCUAAUCUUUUUGAAUCUGAGAAACCUAUAGUACGUCUAUGUGAUCUCUUAUUCUUUUCUUUUCUUUUCUUUUCUCGUUGCAUUUAGAUUUUUACAAUGUACAGUUGAAAUGUCUAGAAGUGACAGUAAUUUUGUUUGGGUAGGGAUCAGGAGAAGCAUGCACUGUACCAAUCUAUAUAUUUGACAUUUGUCACAUCAUAAAUUCACACCCUAAUACAUGUCGUAUGUUUCUUUAUGCCUUCCAUAA
Papaver somniferum (opium poppy) is the source of this 1403-nucleotide messenger RNA. RefSeq names its product probable membrane-associated 30 kDa protein, chloroplastic. NCBI's taxonomy places the organism in Eukaryota, Viridiplantae, Streptophyta, Magnoliopsida, Ranunculales, Papaveraceae. Bases 159 to 1148 code for a protein of 329 amino acids. The record is from RefSeq and is a predicted model, not a curated record. The transcript is spliced from 11 exons.